Molecule: messenger RNA, 2711 nt
Organism: Corticium candelabrum
Lineage: Eukaryota; Metazoa; Porifera; Homoscleromorpha; Homosclerophorida; Plakinidae
Product: dynamin-1-like
Exons: 21
Coding region: 17-2476 (819 amino acids)
Cellular component (GO): membrane; microtubule; cytoplasm
Molecular function (GO): microtubule binding; GTPase activity; GTP binding
Source: RefSeq, a predicted model, not a curated record
ACUGCAUCCCAUCGUCAUGUCUGGAAAUCGGGGAAUGGAGGACUUGAUUCCCAUCGUCAAUCGGUUACAAGACGCUUUCUCUCAAUUGGGAUUCCGGUCUCCCAUCGAUUUGCCUCAGAUAGCCGUCGUGGGCGGCCAGAGUGCAGGAAAAAGCUCGGUGCUUGAGAACUUUGUCGGAAAAGAUUUCUUGCCUCGAGGAUCAGGAAUCGUCACCCGCCGUCCUCUGGUGCUUCAACUCAAUCACGCUAAGACCGAGUGGGGCGAGUUUUUGCACUGCAAGGGCAAGAAGUUCACGGACUUCAAGGAGAUUCGACAAGAAAUCGAAGAGGAAACCGACCGCGUGACGGGCUCCAAUAAGGGGAUAUCUGCAGUGCCGAUUAACUUGCGAGUUUACUCGCCUCACGUUUUGAAUUUGACGUUGAUCGAUUUGCCCGGAAUGACAAAGAUUGCUGUUGGAGAUCAGCCACAGGAUAUCGAGUUUCAGAUCAGAGAGAUGAUCAUGCAGUUUAUAAAGAAGGAUAACUGUCUUAUUCUUGCUGUGUCUCCCGCUAAUGCUGAUCUGGCGACAUCAGAUGCACUGAAGGUAGCCAAAGAGGUAGAUCCACAAGGGCUGAGAACUAUUGGUGUACUGACUAAGCUCGAUCUUAUGGACGAAGGCACGGAUGCCAGUGCAAUUUUAGAAAACAGGGUGUUUCCAUUGAGGAGAGGAUAUGUUGGAGUUGUGAAUCGAAGUCAGAAGGACAUCGAAGGGAAGAAAGAUAUUAGAGCGGCGAUGGAAGCUGAGCGACGGUUUUUCUUAGGGCAUCCGUCGUAUAGACACAUGGCUGAUAAAAUGGGCACUGCUUAUCUACAGAGAGUUCUUAAUCAGCAACUUACCAAUCACAUUCGUGACACUCUCCCAUCACUACGAAGCAAACUACAAACUCAACUUGUGGCAAUGGAGAAAGACGUCGACCAGUUUAAGAACUUCAAAGCCGACGACCCCGCCGUCAAGACAAAAGCCAUGAUGCAGAUGGUUCAACAAUACAACGUUGACUUUAACAAAGAGAUUGAAGGAAGUGGAGACUCGAUUGAUACACAAGAGCUAUCAGGAGGUGCCAAAAUCAAUCGCGUGUUCCACGAGAGAUUUCCUUAUGAGCUAGUGAAGAUGGAAUUUGAUGAACGUGAACUUCGUAAGGAGAUCAGUUAUGCCAUCAAGAAUUUACACGGCGUUCGUGUUGGCCUAUUCACACCGGACAUGGCAUUCGAAGUGAUCGUGAAGCGUCAGAUUAACAAACUGAGAGUUCCCGCUUUGAAAUGCGUCGACAUGGUGAUGACUGAAAUCGGAGCCGUCAUCAAACGAUGCUCAGAGAAUAUGUCUCGGUUCCCUCGUCUUCGCGACGAAACGGAACGGAUAUUGACAAGCCUUGCUAGAGAGAGAGAACAGAAAGCAAAAGAUCAUGUGACCAUACAGGUUGAAUUCCAACUGGCCUAUAUGAAUACCAAUCACCCUGAUUUCAUCGGCUUUGCAAAUGCUCAGAGUAAAGGACAACAGAGAAACAAGAAGAAUGUCGGCAGUCAGGUAAUCAGAAAGGGCUGGCUGACAACCACAACAAUUGGCAUGCUGGGACGUGCUAAAGAAUACUGGUUUGUCCUAAUGGCCGACGGUCUAUCAUGGUUCAAGGACGAACAAGAACACGACCAGAAAUAUCUCCUCAAGCUCGACGAUAUAAAACUGAAAGAGAAAGUCGACUCGUCGUUGCUCAGCUUUGGCAAGAAAUUUGGUUUUGCUCUAUCGAAUCCCAACGCCAAGUUUCUCUUCAAAGAUCACAAACAGCUAGAUCUCUCGUGUGACACUCAGGAAGACUGUGACGGAUGGAAGGCGGCAUUUCUUCGUGCGGGUGUGUAUCCCGAAAAAGAGGAAGACGAAGAAGAAGCGACAUCAGGAGAUUUGGGUGCCCUCGAUCCUCAAUUGGAAAGGCAAGUGGAAACCAUUCGAAACUUGGUGGAUUCCUACAUGGGAAUCAUCAGCAAGAUCGUCUCAGACCAGGUGCCGAAGAUAAUCAUGCAUUUGUUGGUCAACCAGCUGAAAGAAUGUAUUCAAACAGAAUUGCUGCCAAGGCUCUACUCCGAGUGUAACCAGGACGACCUAAUGGAGGAGAGCAUGGACGCGGCGAAGAAACGUGAAGAGAUACUCCGCAUGUACCACAGCAGCAAGGAAGCACUGAAAAUCAUCGGUGAAAUCAAUACGACAACCGUGUCGACUCCCAUCCCACCGCCCGUAGAAGUCGACCAAGACUUCACGGUUCCACAAGCUCCUCAAAGGCCGAUGGCUGCCGUCAGCAGACCAUCUUCGACUCGACCGGCUCGUCCUAACGUCCCUGGCCGACCUCCUGCAAGGAAUCCAUCUCCUGCAGGGCCGAGUAGACCGGCUGCUCCUGACAAACCAGUUCCUUCUAUUCCAAGGCGACCUGUUGUGCCACAGCGUCCCACAUGAUGGUAAGACGUCGGGCCGGAACGCGAGCAUCGUGAUGAUAAGUGACUCUCAGUUGAAACUAGGGAAUGUAUUUGUGGUGAUUAUUUGAUGGACUAUACUAAUAUAUUUUGUGUACUUAAUUACACUAGCGUGGAAAGUGUUUGCGCACCAGUAUGUAAUAAACAUCACACAAUUUGUUAUUGGUAUUCGUAACGUUUGUAAUUCAAAUUGGUAAUAUACCCAAUUGGCUACAAUA